AUGACUUGCUGUAGCAAACAGCUCAAUAAGCAGCAGCUACAGACACUGAGGGAACGUUUCCUGGCCUUUUUGAAUGGGGAGACACAAAUUGUAGCAGAUGAAGCAUUUUGCAAUGCUGUGCGAAGCUACUAUGAGGUAUUUCUCAAGAGUGACCGGGUUGCAAGAAUGGUCCACAGCGGAGGAUGUUCUGCAAAUGACUUUAGAGAUGUCUUUAAGAAAAACAUAGAAAAGAGGGUCCGAAGUUUGCCAGAAAUCGAUGGAUUAAGCAAAGAGACAGUGUUAAGUUCGUGGCUGGCCAAAUAUGAUGCCAUAUACAGGGGAGAAGAGGACUUAUGCAAACAGCCGAAUAGGAUGGCCUUAAGUGCUGUAUCGGAGCUAAUUCUGAGCAAGGAACAGCUUUAUGAAAUGUUUCAGCAGAUUCUAGGGAUCAAAAAAUUGGAACAUCAGUUGAUUUAUAACGCCUGCCAAUUGGAUAACGGAGAUGAGCAAGCAGCCCAGAUCAGACGUGAACUCGAUGGGCGACUGCAGUUGGCAGAACAAAUGGCAAGAGAAAGAAAAUUCCCCAAAUUCGUAACAAGAGAAAUGGAGAACAUGUACAUAGAGGAGCUGCGGUCUUCGGUGAAUUUGCUGAUGGCAAAUUUGGAAAGUCUUCCAGUGUCUAAAGGUGGGCCAGAAUUUAAACUGCAGAAGUUGAAGCGAUCACAGAAUUCUGCGUUCUUGGACAUAGGAGAUGAAAACGAGGUUCAACUGUCGAAGUCUGAUGUGGUCCUGUCCUUCACAUUAGAGAUUGUUAUAAUGGAGGUGCAAGGUUUAAGGUCAGUCGCUCCCAAUCGAAUCGUCUACUGCACCAUGGAAGUGGAAGGAGGUGAGAAGCUUCAGACGGACCAAGCAGAAGCUUCCAGGCCACAGUGGGGAACUCAAGGAGAUUUCACCACUACUCACCCUCGGCCUGUUGUCAAAGUAAAACUCUUUACAGAAAGCACCGGGGUGCUGGCACUGGAAGAUAAAGAACUGGGAAGAGUAGUGUUGUACCCAACUUCCAAUAGCCCGAAGUCACCUGAUCUGCAUAAAAUGAUAGUCCCCAAAAACAGCCAGGACAAUGACUUGAAAAUUAAACUGGCGGUGAGAAUGGAUAAACCACCUCACAUGAAGCACUGUGGAUAUUUGUACGCUCUAGGACAGAAGGUUUGGAAGCGGUGGAAAAAACGCUACUUUGUCCUUGUUCAGGUUAGCCAAUACACAUUUGCAAUGUGCAGUUACAGAGAAAAGAAAUCUGAGCCUCAGGAACUGAUGCAACUUGAAGGAUACACUGUGGAUUAUACAGCUCCUCACACAGGUCUUCAGGGUGGUCGAAUGUUUUUCAAUGCUGUUAAAGAAGGCGAUACCGUGAUAUUUGCCAGUGACGAUGAGCAGGAUAGAAUACUCUGGGUUCAAGCCAUGUACAGAGCCACAGGUCAAUCAUAUAAACCUAUUCCUGCAAGCCAAGCUCAGAAGAUAAAUCCUAAAGGAGGAAAUGUCAACACAGAUAUAUCUCCACUUUCUGGCAAAGAUACAGACCGUGGUCAGAAACAUGGCAUGGAUGAGUUUAUUUCUGCUAAUCCCUGCAAAUUUGACCACGCUUCCCUCUUUAGACUGCUUCAGAGGCAGACCUUGGAUCACAGAUUGAAUGACUCCUAUUCUUGUUUGGGUUGGUUUAGCCCAGGUCAGGUCUUCGUAUUAGACGAAUACUGUGCUCGCUAUGGAGUGAGAGGCUGUCACCGCCACCUUUGCUAUCUCAAUGAAUUGAUUGAACAUUCAGAAAAUGGUUCUGUCAUUGAUCCAACCUUGCUCCACUACAGUUUUGCAUUUUGUGCUUCUCAUGUUCAUGGUAACAGGCCAGAUGGAAUUGGAACAGUAUCUGUUGAAGAGAAAGAAAGAUUUGAAGAGAUUAAGGACAGACUUUCCUCCCUUUUAGAAAACCAAAUAAGCCAUUUCAGAUACUGUUUCCCUUUUGGACGUCCUGAAGGAGCUUUAAAAGCCACACUUUCAUUACUUGAAAGGGUUUUAAUGAAAGAUAUUGCCACUCCCAUACCAGCGGAAGAGGUGAAGAAAGUGGUUAGAAAAUGUCUGGAGAAGGCUGCCUUGAUCAAUUACACUCGACUUACAGAAUAUGCCAAAAUAGAAGCAACAGCAGAAAAGGACUCAGAGACCAUGAACCAAGCAACACCUGUUCGAAAACUGGAAGAGGUUCUUCACCUUGCAGAACUCUGUAUUGAAGUAUUGCAGCAAAAUGAAGAACAUCAUUCAGAGGCAUUCGCUUGGUGGCCAGAAUUAUUGGCUGAGCAUGCAGAGAAGUUUUUGUCUCUUUAUUCUGUUGAUAUGGAUUCAGCACUCGAGGCACAGCCGCAGGACUCCUGGGACAGCUUCCCACUUUUCCAGCUGCUGAAUAACGCCCUCAGAAAUGACACAUUUUUGUGCAAUGGAAAGUUUCACAAGCACUUGCAAGAAAUUUUUGUUCCCAUGGUCAUCCGCUACAUCGAUCUCAUGGAAUCAUCAAUUGCCCAGUCCAUUCACAGAGGUCUUGAACAAGAGUCAUGGCAACCUGUCAAGAGCAUCACCAACAGUCUUCCUAAUGUAGCUCUUCCAAAAGUUCCAAGUUUGCCUCUUAAUCUUCCACAAAUACCUAGCUUUACUACACCAACCUGGAUGACUUCUUUGUAUGACUCCACAAAUGGCUCAGCUACAUCAGAAGAUCUUUUUUGGAAAUUGGAUGCUCUGCAGAUGUUUGUUUUUGAUCUUCAUUGGCCAGAACCAGAAUUUGCCCACCAUUUAGAGCAGAGGCUUAAACUCAUGGCCACUGACAUGAUAGAAGCCUGCGUUAAAAGAACAAGAAUUGCAUUUGAGGUCAAGCUGCAAAAGACAAACAAAUCAACGGACUUGCGUAUCCCUUCUUCUCUGUGUACAAUGUUUAAUGUCUUAGUUGAUGCUAAAAAACAGACGGCUAAACUCUGCAUUCUGGAUGGGGGGCAAGAGCAACAAUACCAUUCAAAAAUAGAUGACUUGAUUGAAGAAACUGUUAAAGAAAUUAUUUCACUUCUUGUUUCGAAGGUUGUUUCAGUGUUGGAAGGUGUGCUGUCUAAAUUGUCAAGAUACGAUGAAGGCACUUUCUUCUCAUCCUUAGUUUCAUUCACUGUGAAAGCAGCUGCAAAGUAUGUUGAUGUUCCUAAACCAGGGAUGGAUCUAGCAGACACCUACAUUAUGUUUGUUCGACAAAACCAGGAUAUACUUCGAGAAAAGGUCAAUGAGGAAAUGUACAUAGAGAAGUUAUUUGAUCAAUGGUAUAGCAGCUCCAUGAAAGUCAUAUGCAUGUGGUUGGCUGAUAGAUUAGACCUUCAGCUUCACAUCUACCAGCUGAAGACUCUCAUCAAGAUAGUAAAGAAAACCUACCGAGACUUCAGGUUGCAAGGCGUGCUGGAGGGAACGCUGAACAGCAAAACCUACGACACCGUGCACAGCCGACUGACCGUAGAGGAGGCCACAGUCUCCGUCACGGAUGCGGGAGGACUUCAGGGCAUUACUAUGAAAGACAGCGACGAGGAGGAAGGAUGAGGAGAUAACAUGGUGUUAUCUCACCCAGCAUUUGGAGUUGGGGGGUGAUGGGCUGAGGGUGGGGGUUAUCUUUGGCUUGAGGUUUUUUUGGUAACUUGUCCUUGUAGUUGCAUUUAUAGUUUUGCCUUAUGAUAUAGGUGCAGAAAUGUAAUUUGCUCCUUUUUUUUUUUUUUUUUUUUUUUU
Molecule: messenger RNA, 3771 nt
Organism: Calidris pugnax (ruff)
Lineage: Eukaryota; Metazoa; Chordata; Aves; Charadriiformes; Scolopacidae
Gene: CADPS2
Product: Ca++-dependent secretion activator 2
Exons: 30
Coding region: 1-3588 (1195 amino acids)
Biological process (GO): synaptic vesicle exocytosis; positive regulation of exocytosis; dense core granule exocytosis
Cellular component (GO): glutamatergic synapse
Source: RefSeq, a predicted model, not a curated record